AUGCCAACGACGCAAGGGCAGCGAGAUUACUUGCCAGCUUCAGAAUCUCAACCAAUGGAUGACCCUCGCGGUGCUGGAGUGCAAGACGUCAUUGACGAUGCUGCCGAUGGAGACAAAUCGCGUCUCUUGUGGCAAUUCCGCGUGGGCGAGUCUAUUGAAUACUACUCCCGCUAUCACAAGGGCGCAUGGAUGCCUGCCAUUGUCCAGAAGAUUGACGAACAUGCGCUCCGAAUCAAUGUUGCCGGAUAUCGUGAUACGAGGCGGAUUCUCGCCUCUGAUAUUCAAACAAAGAUUCGCAAGACGGAAAAAACAAAGGGUAAGUGA
Molecule: messenger RNA, 324 nt
Organism: Seminavis robusta
Lineage: Eukaryota; Bacillariophyta; Bacillariophyceae; Naviculales; Naviculaceae
Source: the annotation of a GenBank genome assembly